ACGUGAAUGAAAGACAGUAGAAAGAAGAAAGAAAGAGAGAAGAAGGUGAGCGUCCUAUAAAGCGUGAAUCAACCAACGCCUGACACUUCCUCUUUCUCCGAGGAUCUCUUAAUCGCGUUUAGAAUUCUCCGACGACGGCUCAAGUCGUGAUCAGUCCAUCGGGAUCUGGAUCAUUUUGACCAGAUAUGGCGGCGGAGAACGAGCGAAAAUCUUCUGCGGUCUCCGAUAUGGGAGCUUGGGCAAUGAAUGUGAUCAGCUCCGUUGGAAUCAUCAUGGCGAAUAAACAGCUAAUGUCUUCUUCUGGUUUCGCCUUUAGCUUCGCAACGACUCUCACCGGAUUCCAUUUCGCUUUAACUGCAUUGGUCGGUUUGGUCUCGAACGCUACGGGAUUCUCAGCAUCCAAACAUGUCCCUAUGUGGGAGCUAAUUUGGUUCUCCAUCGUCGCUAAUGUCUCUAUAGCAGCCAUGAAUUUCAGUCUCAUGCUCAAUUCCGUCGGUUUCUACCAGAUCUCGAAGCUGAGCAUGAUUCCUGUGGUCUGUAUCAUGGAAUGGAUUCUUCACAGCAAAAGAUACUCCAGAGAAGUGAAAGUAUCUGUUGUGGUUGUUGUUGUAGGUGUUGGUAUUUGCACUGUCACUGAUGUUAAGGUUAAUGCCAAAGGUUUCAUUUGUGCAUGUGUUGCUAUUUUCUCCUCUUCUUUGCAGCAAAUUUUAAUAGGUUCCUUGCAGAAGAAAUAUUCAAUUGGGUCUUUUGAGUUGUUGAGUAAAACAGCACCGAUUCAAGCUCUUUCGCUUCUCGUUGUUGGUCCUUUAGUUGAUUAUCUCCUUAGUGGGAAGUUCAUAAUGAAAUAUAAUAUGUCUUCUGGUUGCUUUCUAUUCAUCCUUCUCUCAUGUGCUUUAGCUGUCUUCUGCAAUAUAAGCCAGUACCUUUGCAUCGGGCGGUUUUCAGCAGUAUCGUUCCAGGUUAUAGGUCACAUGAAAACAGUGUGCAUUCUCACACUGGGAUGGGUUUUGUUUGAUUCUGCAAUGACUUUCAAAAACGUGGCGGGCAUGAUUGUUGCGAUUGUUGGGAUGGUAAUCUACAGUUGGGCCAUGGAAUUGGAGAAACAGUCUAUUCUUGCAGCAAAGGCUUUGAACAGUGUGAAACACAGCUUAACAGAAGAAGAGUUUGAACUUUUGAAGGAAGGUGUAGAAACUACACAGUCGAAAGAUGUUGAACUUGGCCACACAAAAGCUUAGUCAGAGAUGGAUAGAAAACAUAGUCUUCAGGUACAAUUUGUUCUGUUAUAAUCUUGUAUUUGUUUUGUGUUAUUUAAAACCAAAGGUGGUGGUCGAAUAACGCAGAGAUCGAAUUCUCCCAUUUAAGGAUC
This is a messenger RNA of Eutrema salsugineum, 1366 nucleotides long. Its product is annotated as UDP-rhamnose/UDP-galactose transporter 3. The transcript is spliced from 5 exons. NCBI's taxonomy places the organism in Eukaryota, Viridiplantae, Streptophyta, Magnoliopsida, Brassicales, Brassicaceae. Gene Ontology annotation, molecular function: antiporter activity; UDP-galactose transmembrane transporter activity. Gene Ontology annotation, cellular component: Golgi apparatus. The record is from RefSeq and is a predicted model, not a curated record. Bases 186 to 1235 code for a protein of 349 amino acids.